ACCCGGAUGAAGAAUAUUUCCCACAAUCCCCCGUCCUCUCGUUCUCUUUCCCUGUUGUCGCCAUGUCGAAGAGAGGACGUGGGGGUUCAUCCGGAGCGAAGUUCCGAAUCUCGCUGGGUCUUCCAGUGGGUGCAGUUAUUAACUGUGCCGACAACACUGGUGCCAAGAACCUGUAUAUCAUAUCAGUGAAAGGCAUUAAAGGGCGUCUGAACCGUCUGCCUGCUGCUGGUGUGGGUGACAUGGUGAUGGCAACUGUCAAAAAAGGCAAGCCUGAGCUUAGGAAGAAGGUGCAUCCUGCGGUCGUGAUCAGGCAGCGGAAGUCCUAUCGGCGAAAAGAUGGAGUCUUUCUCUACUUUGAAGACAAUGCAGGCGUCAUUGUAAAUAAUAAAGGUGAAAUGAAAGGUUCUGCCAUUACGGGCCCAGUUGCCAAGGAGUGUGCUGAUCUUUGGCCCAGGAUUGCAUCAAAUGCUGGCAGCAUUGCCUGAGUGACACUCGAUUUUCAAUAAAAAAUGUUGAUGGUG
Molecule: messenger RNA, 521 nt
Organism: Syngnathus typhle (broad-nosed pipefish)
Lineage: Eukaryota; Metazoa; Chordata; Actinopteri; Syngnathiformes; Syngnathidae
Gene: rpl23
Product: ribosomal protein L23
Exons: 5
Coding region: 63-485 (140 amino acids)
Biological process (GO): translation
Cellular component (GO): cytosolic large ribosomal subunit; ribosome
Molecular function (GO): structural constituent of ribosome; large ribosomal subunit rRNA binding
Source: RefSeq, a predicted model, not a curated record